Molecule: messenger RNA, 834 nt
Organism: Fraxinus pennsylvanica
Lineage: Eukaryota; Viridiplantae; Streptophyta; Magnoliopsida; Lamiales; Oleaceae
Source: the annotation of a GenBank genome assembly
AUGGACUUAUACGCCAACCCCACCACAACCAAAAGUCCAGAUGACUCUGAAUUUGAUACCCCACCACAAACUCAACCCAUUGAACCCUUCUUAUCCUUCACCAACGGCGCAAUCAAGAAGAACCACCACCGCCAACACCACUCACCACUGCCUGUGGGGGUGGUGACAUACAAAGAAUGUUUGAAGAACCAUGCUGCCAGAUUGGGUGGACAUGCCAUGGAUGGUUGUGGAGAGUUCAUGCCUUCCGCUUCCGCCACCACCGCAGAUCCCACCUCCCUAAAAUGCGCUGCAUGUGGCUGCCAUCGCAAUUUCCACCGCCGUGAGCCUAAUGAUCCCUCCCCCACCAGUAUAAUCCCUCCUCUAUUUGAUUUCCGCUACCCACCUCCACCUAGACGACCUUCAUCUUCCCCCUCCCCACCACCACAACCAACCAACAUGUUAUUGGCCCUCAGUAUGGCGGUUCCGGAAGACCACAACCACCAGGAUCCGGCGAUACCAACAGAAUUCAAGACAGAGAACCAAAGUGGAAGAAAGAGAUUCAGAACAAAAUUCAGCCAGGAGCAGAAGGAAAAAAUGCUCUCUUUUUCGGAAAAACUUGGGUGGAAAAUGCAAAAAUGUGAUGAAUCAACAGUUAAAGAAUUCUGCAAUGAAAUAGGAGUUUCAAGGGGUGUACUCAAGGUGUGGAUGCACAAUAACAAGAGCACUUUUGCCAAAAAAGAGAUUAACAAUGGCAGAAUCAUUAGCUUUGAGAAUAAUGGGCUCAAAAUCAAUGGCGGAAGCAGCAGCAGCAACAAUGAGAAUAGAGAAGAGCAAAUAAAGGAUCUAGAUGCUUGA